This is a messenger RNA of Hyla sarda, 5536 nucleotides long. RefSeq names its product EBF transcription factor 3 (gene EBF3). Lineage: Eukaryota; Metazoa; Chordata; Amphibia; Anura; Hylidae. The record is from RefSeq and is a predicted model, not a curated record. Bases 777 to 2696 code for a protein of 639 amino acids. Gene Ontology annotation, molecular function: DNA-binding transcription factor activity, RNA polymerase II-specific; RNA polymerase II cis-regulatory region sequence-specific DNA binding. The transcript has 17 exons. Gene Ontology annotation, biological process: regulation of transcription by RNA polymerase II.
CAAGCAGCAGCAGCAGAGGGGGAGGAGGCGUGCGCUCCAUAUAUGGGCAUAGCCCCGCCCCGCCCGCGUCACCAGCUGACAUCGCUGCUCCCGGGGGUUUAGAGUUUUGGCUCCCGGGAAAGGUUCCAGUCCUGGGGGAUAGAGGGCUGAGUUUUGUUCGCUUCCAUCCAUCGUGCAAGACGCUAAAGGCCCCUCAUCCAGCUCUCUCCUGUGAGCAGGAGCCUCAUGUCUCAGUUUAUUUGUCUUUUGGAGCAGGAGAUCUUUGCCAGAAGUGGUCGAUUCAGCAGUGUCCUGAAGCUUUUUUGAUGCUGUUUUGUUGCUGGAGAUGAUGACACCACAUUGAGAAGCUUCAACCAACAAGCCACAAAAAAAAGAUAUUUAUUCUUCCUCUCCCUCUCUCUCCCUCUCCUCGUUGCAAAGCUCACAGUGCUACUUUUAUUAUUAUUAUCCUGUAUCCAUCACCAGCUUCAACAACUACUGGAAGGCAGAUCCAAGUGCUCUGCAAAUUGUUUAGAUUGUGCCAGAUUGAAGGAGAAGCAAAAAAAGCAGGACUCCAACUUGGGUCUACCCUACUGAUCCUGGGGAGUUAAGUCAUCAUCAUCAUCAAGGAGAAACCUCAGCAGCAGAAGAAGGAGAAGAACAAGACGAGGAGGAAGGAGAAGAAACUGGGACAUUUGACUUUUUUUUUUUUUUUUCCCUUAAUUAUUUUUUAUUAUUAUUAUCAUUUUGAACCUUCAUUUGAUAGGAGCUGAUUGUUGCCCAAAAAUUUAGUUUUAAUGUUUGGGAUUCAGGAAAAUAUACCAAGAGGUGGGACCACCAUGAAAGAGGAACCACUGGGAGGUGGGAUGAAUCCAGUCCGAUCAUGGAUGCAUACAGCAGGGGUAGUGGAUGCUAAUACAGCCGCCCAAAGUGGUGUGGGUCUUGCUCGGGCACAUUUCGAGAAGCAGCCGCCUUCCAACCUCAGGAAGUCCAAUUUUUUCCACUUCGUCCUAGCUCUGUACGACAGGCAGGGACAGCCGGUGGAGAUUGAAAGGACAGCUUUUGUGGACUUUGUGGAGAAAGAGAAAGAGCCAAACAGUGAAAAAACUAAUAAUGGGAUUCACUACAAACUGCAGCUGUUAUAUAGUAAUGGUGUUAGGACUGAACAAGAUUUAUAUGUUCGGCUAAUAGAUUCAAUGACCAAACAGGCAAUUAUCUAUGAGGGUCAAGACAAGAACCCCGAAAUGUGCAGAGUGCUCCUCACACACGAAAUUAUGUGCAGUCGAUGCUGCGACAAGAAAAGUUGUGGCAACAGGAACGAAACCCCCUCAGACCCUGUGAUCAUUGACAGAUUCUUCCUAAAGUUUUUCCUCAAGUGUAAUCAGAACUGCCUGAAGAAUGCCGGGAAUCCAAGAGAUAUGCGACGAUUCCAGGUCGUUGUAUCAACAACAGUCAAUGUGGAUGGUCAUGUGUUGGCCGUCUCAGACAACAUGUUCGUACACAACAAUUCCAAACAUGGAAGGCGGGCCCGCCGCCUUGACCCCUCAGAAGGUACGGCUCCUUCUUAUCUGGAAAAUGUAGCUACGCCGUGCAUUAAAGCGAUCAGUCCGAGUGAAGGCUGGACCACUGGUGGAGCGACGGUCAUCAUUAUUGGAGAUAAUUUCUUUGAUGGUUUACAAGUGGUAUUUGGAACUAUGCUGGUGUGGAGCGAGCUGAUUACACCCCAUGCCAUUAGAGUCCAGACCCCACCCAGACACAUUCCUGGCGUUGUUGAAGUCACACUUUCCUACAAAUCCAAGCAAUUCUGUAAAGGUGCCCCCGGAAGAUUUGUUUAUACCGCACUAAAUGAACCAACCAUCGACUAUGGAUUCCAGAGAUUACAAAAAGUUAUUCCAAGGCAUCCAGGAGAUCCUGAAAGGUUACCAAAGGAAGUAUUACUGAAGAGAGCAGCAGACCUUGUUGAAGCCUUGUACGGAAUGCCACACAACAACCAGGAGAUAAUCCUGAAACGAGCAGCUGACAUUGCUGAAGCAUUAUACAGUGUGCCACGCAAUCACAACCAGAUCCCCUCGCUUGCCAACACUCCAUCUCACAGCGGCAUGAUGGGAGUAAACUCGUUCAGCAGCCAGCUAGCAGUUAAUGUUUCAGAAACAUCACAAGCUAAUGACCAAGUAGGCUACAGUCGUAAUACAAGCAGUGUAUCACCACGAGGAUACGUUCCCAGCAGCACCCCACAGCAGUCCAAUUACAACACAGUCAGCAAUAGCAUGAAUGGGUAUGGAAACACUGGAAUGCCCAAUUUAGGAGUUCCUGGCUCACCUGGGUUCCUCAACGGCUCAUCCGCCAACUCUCCUUAUGGCAUAGUACCGUCAAGUCCUACAAUGGCAGCCUCCUCGGUCACCCUCCCUUCAAACUGUAGCAGUACACACGGCAUUUUCUCAUUCUCACCUGCAAAUGUCAUCUCUGCAGUAAAACAAAAGAGUGCAUUCGCUCCAGUCGUCAGGCCCCAAGCUUCCCCUCCACCAUCCUGCACUAGUGCAAACGGUAACGGACUUCAAGAAUCUGGCGAGGAAGAUGGUUGGGGAGGGUAUACUACAUGUAUAGGAAGUGGCAUCUCUGUCCUUUUUCCAUUGGGCGUUUGCUUUGAAAAUGGCACAAAACACCAGAGACUUCAUGAUUCAAAAUCUAUGUCGGGUCUUGUAGUUCCACCAAUGUAAAGUCACUUUUGUCUACUUGCUUGUAGCAUCAAGCUUCAGAAGAAAGCUUCAGGGGACACAUUUAGUGUAUUAAGGAGCACUGACGGAAACCAGUCUCUUCAGAACAAAAAAACCACCGAGAAGCGAAAUGCUACAAACUCUUUGUUUUACAAAGAUUUUAUUUGAACUUACGAGAACUCGACCUGCAAAAAAAAAAAAAAAAGGAUCGACUUCUUCACGAACAAUUCCAUUUUGUCGACUGAACUUUUCUCAUAUUUUUCACCUUUCUCAAUCCUGAAGAAGAUGGGGAAAAAAGCGACGCCUAUUUUGUACAAAGUUUCUGAUUAUGUCUUGGCUAUGUCUAGUACUUGCUCUAUGUUGGGACAAAAAAAAAAAAAAAGCAUCGUGGAUGCACCGUUCCGAAUUCUCAUGAAACACUGAUGAAAAAUGCCUCAGAACAUUUUUCGAGUACUCAUUAUUGGACUCACAAUGGUUGUGUAUCUCUAUAAUGUGAAAUAUUUUUUUUGUGGUGAAAAAGGGGGCCAAGGAGGUUUGAGCCAUCAAACUGGAACAAAAAAAUAAAAAUAUAUGAAUCAUUUAAAAUUGGAUGGGAGGGGUAAAAGGGGGAAACUUGGGCGGGGAAAGGGUUUAUCAUUGCUUAACUUCAUCUUAAUGAAAUGGAACUUUGUAACUUAUUGUAGUUAGGAAUUGUAACUUUGAUAUUGAAUUCUCUUGCCUUCAACAAGCACACUGACAGAGGGAGAUGCUACUGUCUGUUGGUUCCAAUAUACUUCCACUGCUAGAGCUUCCUGUUAAGCAAGUGUGACCUGCAUCAUUUUUUUCGACUUCUUGCUCGCACUGUAUACUAUUGCAUUCUUAGGCUACUGUGAAGUCUAUGUUUCUUGUACCAGAAAAUUGUCCUUUUGACUUCUAGAACCUUAUUCCCUAAUGUGUUUUGUAUGUGGUUAUAAAAUUGUAGACUUUUGUGAUUUUGCCAAAGUUGUAGCUAAAUAUUUAUACACUUGUCUUGAAUUUUUUUUUCUUUCCAGAUCCACUUAAACUAUUCGAGAGCCUAUUUUAUUCCUUAUGCCUUUCGAUGGGGAAUAAAAUAAUCUUGACACUUUCUUUCACGUGAACACUUGCAGUCACUAAGGGAAUUUAUUUUGUAACAUAUCAAUUAUAAAUAUUGUAUUUAUCUUUGAAAUUUUGUAUAUUGCUUUCCAUUGUUUUAUUUUUGUUCUUGUAUGUAUGUAUUAUUAUUAUUAUAAUUAUUGUUAUUUUUUUUUUUAUGUUGGGCUGGUGUUGACGUGCUGAGAAAAACAGCAUUAAGCCAAGAAAGGUUGCCUUCAUACUGUAUGUUCUUUUUAAUGAAUCAUGGUGUCCAUAAAUUUCAUUUGUACUUUCGGAAAUAUGUGCUAUUGUUUAGACUUUCUGUCCUUUUUUUUAUUGUUUUGAAGAAAAGUCAAAUUCAUUCUUUAUUUUUAUAUUAUUUUUAAGUUAUCUGAACAAAUGAUUUUUUGGAAUAAAAGUUGUUUGUUGUAUAGUCAAAAAACUAAAAACUGUGCCACAUGGCUGUAAUUAAUAUUAGUAGAACAAAAUGUGCAUGAUUAUCCAACCACGAAUACAAAUGGGCUUUGUGGUUGUAUGUUUAUUUUUUAUUUUAUUUGAAUUUUUUUGUUUUUUUUUGUUUUUUUUUAUAGAAUGUAAAAAAUCAUUUUAGCUGCCACUCAUAAGACUUGCCACAUAAUAGAAAAAAAAAAAAAAAAAAAAAGAACAAAAAAACUAAAACGUGCUUACUGGACAAAUUCAGAGGCCGGAAAUAUAAAAUUCACAACUGAUAUUUUGAUUAAAAAAAAUGUUUGCCACAUUAGUUUCUCUGAUGCCUUAAAGUUAUUUUCUUUAAAAAAAAAAUAAAAAAAAAUAUUUUGUGCUAUUUAUCACAGGCUUACACCAUGAUUUCUCAUCAUCACAUCAUGACGAUGAUUUCUGGUGUAAAAAACGAAAAAUGAAAUAGAGAGAAAAAAAAGCACAAUCCUGGUAUAAAAUGAUGUCACUCCUUUUCUGCAUCUGUCUUCUGCUGCACUCUGCACUCCCAAACUCAUGCACUGUUUAUAGGUUUCAUACAAACUCACGGUAAUACUCAACUUUUUUAUAUAUUUUUAAUGAAAAAUCUUUUGUAGCGAGUCCCAGUAGCUGAGACUUUUUAAUUGGAAAGACGUCCUUGGUAAUGGAUACGACUUAUUAGUGCCAAAAUUGUAGCUUGUAAAGGUGACGGACUGGUUAAUAUUUUUUUUGGUUUUCCUUUGCACUAUAGGCAUUGCUAUAACAGCGGUGUGAAUACUUUUGCAAACUGCAGCAGAAUUAAAAAAUUUCUACACAAAAAGGAGAGACAUUUUAUUUUAAUUUCUAGGCAAAAUGCAUACUAUUAGUGUGUUGUAAAAUAGUGGAAGCUAUGGUAUAACACGGACUUGAGAUGCUUUGCACAUUUAUGUUACGAAAGCCGAUAGGCCUAGCUCAAUGGGAAAAAUCUAGACACUUUUAAAAAAAUGAAAAAAAAAAAAGCCUCAUUUUUAUUUUGUAUAGGAAAGGUUCAAAUAAAGAAAAAAAGAGGUCAUGUGUACAUGUAAAAAAAAACAAACAAAAAACAUUUGCAAGUUAUUUCAUUAAUGCAAUCUGUUUGUGUUCUAGAUUAGUUAGUCUAUUCACACAUUGUCUCCAGAAUGAACGCUUCACUAAAUGGUAGAUCUUACUGUUAAAGACCCUACAAUAAGAUUGUUUUAUCUGUACAUUUUUUCAGAUAUUUAACUGUAUAAAAUGUUCAUUUUACACAAUAUUUAAUUAAAGUAUUUCUUGUCUGUGAA